GCUGCGUUCAUUUUCAAGUGGGUAGGUGGUAAUUACCAGCGAAGUGAAGUCGUAAAUCCCAAUUGGAAACAUUCAUGUGCUUUGAACUCGCCGAGAAACGUAGAUUGGCUAAUGGUCAACAAACUGCAUCAACCAUAAACUAAGUAACUAUUACAGCGAUCACGCUUGUAAACAAGUUAUAGCGUUCAAAAAACAUAUUAAUAGAUAGCUUUUUAGAAUAAUGUUUUGUUGUUGCAUAACUGUCGAAAUGCUGUUAUCGAGGUAAUUUCCUUAGUAGAUGAUGUCAGAGAUUAGCAUGUUAGAAAAAUCGGGGAUGAUAUAGUUUCCCAUUUGUUACCAAUUGGGGGACGUUCCCAGUCGUGAGUGGCUAAUACAACCUUCCCACUUGGUCAUGAAUGCAGAAUUAGACCUAAUCUUCAAACCACAGAACCAGUUUGCAUCCCAAUAGUGUCUCCUUUCUCCUGAAGUGUACUCUCGUUCACUAAUUUCCACAAGUAGCAUGGAGGGAGUUUCCACAAUAUUUCUUGGACCAGUAUUUCCUUUCAAAUCAGUGAUGGGAAGUGCACAAAUUGACACUUUGGGAGUAGGUAGAGAUAAUUGGGACGUAAACAGUUUUUUUCUUCAGUAAUGUGUAUUUGUUUCUUUAAAACGGUUGCGUGUUGCAUUAUGGGUGACUAACAUCGCAUUAGCCAAUCAAAUGCUUUAUAUGCUGAUGCGUUGUUAUGGAGUUAGUCAAACUGAAAACAUAGAAGACUGAUCAAACUUGCAUUAUGUUUGGUUAUAAAUUAUUAAACAUAUAUUAUAUAUUUUAAAACUUGUAUGAAAUAGCCAGCGAAUUUAAAAAAAAAAUGUGUCUUCUGAAUUGGCCAAGACUGGCUCUUUGCUCUUAACGUAACGUUGCUUUUGGUCUAGCUAGCAAACUAACGUUAGCUAGCUAAGUUAGCUUAGUAGCUAGAUAUCUAACGUUAGCCAGCCCUCUGUUCAGUAGCGAAUGGCCUCGCCCGAACGGGUGAGUGCAUUGCGAGAGCGCAACAAAGACUUGUUGAUGCAGUUGAGGCACCAAACCGAAAGUUUGUUGUUGACUAUCACCGGCACCAAAGGCAGCUCGGAGAAUGAUUCAAACCGGACAGCACAAAACAACACAACGAAAAACCCAGGUCAGAAUAAAGAAAAAAGUCCCCCUGCAGAGAACAUUGUGACCCUGAUAGAUGGUGACUUAGGCACUGCUAGGUCAGCUCUCAGCAAACCUACUGUACAGUUCAAGGAGAGAGACAACACUGAAACACAGGCAACAGCACCACUGAGAACUGAAGGUGAGGCAGUGGAAUCUGUGAAUGUCACCCUCUGUCAGACCUCAACACCACACCUUAUCACGGGAACCAAGCUUAAACCAGGCCAAGCUGCAGAACACUCUACUGUUUACACAGGAUUUCUUCAAGACCGAGGCAAAGGCCGUCCUGCAACUCUUGUCAGAUCAUUGGAUAUUAGGAGGCCCUAUACCAAGCCUAUUUACUAUAAUCAGGAGAAUGAACUGAGGGAGGUGGGUAAAUUCACAUUCCAAUCCCCUGGACUGGAGCAAACAUCAGCCUCAGACAGACAGCGUCUGCAGCCUUUACUGGGCUAUGACUGGAUAGCAGGGAUUGUGGAUGCAGAAAGCUCCUUGACAGAGCACUCUGAGCAGUUCUUCAAUGAUCUGCGCACUUUCCGACAGGUCAACAGAGAUGAGUGUGUCCACAGCCAACAAGCAGGAUUAUCUGAAGAGGACCUUUCACCCCCACCACUGUCAAUAGAGAAGGAAGACCAACAGCACACCAUGGACACUCACCAGUGUACGUUCUGUUACAGGAUCAACAGCCGACUGUUCCCAAACCCGUUGGAUUCUCAGGAGUCAUGCCCUGUGUGUAAGAAGCCCAAAUACAAAAUCCCUCACACUGCGGCUGAGCCAGCCUUUAUCAGGGUCAGCAUCCCUCGCUCCACGCUGUUGCCAGCAUACCAGUACAAAGCCCAUCGGAGGUGUAGCUUUGACCCCUCCGACAGCCUGGGUCUACCAUCGCACUGUCUGUCAGGCUGGUCUAACACAGUCCCCAGCACUGGGCAACAGCUCAGCAGCCUGGAUCUGAGGAGCUCUGUGGACACGAAGCCGGCAUGCUAUGGAGUCCCCUCUGCACAGCCACAGUCUAAGAAGUUUCUGGAUUUCUCAGUGUCCAGAGUGUCUGGCAGUCAGCGUUCUGACCAGCUGCUUGACGUGUCUCGUUUGGCCCGCUACCGUUUCCAGCGCCUGCCUGCCAACAGCAAACCACACAGCCCGUCCUACCCUGUGUUCUGAAAACCUAACAGCACUAUAAAACCUGUGUAGUAUUAUGAUUUCAUAUUUUUACAUGAAUGAAAUCUUUAAUAAUGAUGACGAAUUAACCCUCAGCAGUUUUAAUGUAGGAUUAUCAUUGUGGCUAUUGAAUCAUUAAUGUAUGUUAAUUUUCUAUCAUACACUUAUAUAAUGUGUUAAGUGCUCGAUUUUCAUUUUGAUGAGCUACCGAUUUUAUUAAAGGUGCAAUAUGCAGAAAUCGCUCCGCCAUUUCCUGGUUGCUAAAAUUCUAAUAGUUUAUGUGAUAAAAACAAGCAAUGUAUAGUGUAGAUAAUCAUUUCACAGCGGUUUAAGUGGUUCUGUUAUUUAAAAGAUAUUGUAUUUUCAGCUGUUUGAAACUGGUGUACAAAACCGAAAGUAAAAGACGCAAAAGCGAAACAUAAGAACGGGAAGCAUAGAAAUAGUGCACAUAGAACAUAUUGCAACUUUUAAGAUUGGUACCAAGAUAAUACGAUGUAAUUUGUUUAAAUAGUAUUGCCAUCAAUUUACUUAAUUUCCAAUGUUAGGGUCAACAAAUUAAAUUAGAUUUCACCUUGUUAUUUUUUAUGAAUGCAUGUUGAUAUCUUUAGGGGUGGUGAUGAUUUCUGGGGCUGUCACGUUCCUGACCUAUUUCUGUUAAUUUGUUAUAUGUUUAGUUGGUCAGGACGUGAGUUUGGGUGGGCAUUCUAUGUUUUCUGUUUCUGUGUUGGUUUUGGGUUGCCUGGUAUGGCUCUUAAUUAGAGGCAGGUGUUUGGCGUUCCUCUAAUUAAGAGUCAUAUUUAGGUAGGCGUUGUCACAGUGUUGGUUGUGGGUGAUUGUCUUCCGUGUCUGUGUAUAUGUUUGCACCAUACGGGACUGUUUACGGUUUGUGUAGUCUAUGUUUCCUAUUCGUGCGUUCUUCUUGUUUUAUGUAAGUUAGUCGUUUAGGUCUGUCUACACCGUUUGUUGUUUUUGUUAGUUUAGUCAAGUUCGUGUUUUCGUUAAUAAAAUAUGUCAUUUCACUA
Molecule: messenger RNA, 3345 nt
Organism: Salvelinus fontinalis (brook trout)
Lineage: Eukaryota; Metazoa; Chordata; Actinopteri; Salmoniformes; Salmonidae
Gene: miip
Product: migration and invasion inhibitory protein
Exons: 9
Coding region: 992-2326 (444 amino acids)
Biological process (GO): negative regulation of cell migration; negative regulation of G2/M transition of mitotic cell cycle
Source: RefSeq, a predicted model, not a curated record